ACGAGGGCCGGGAGAGGGAGACCCGCCCUGAGACCCCAGGGCCAGCCGCAGAGGUGGCUGAGCCAGGGAGAGAGAGAGACAGAGGGAGAGAGAGACUGAGGUAGCGAGAACAUCUAGAGAGAAAAAGAGCCAGGCUGAGAGAGGGAGACAGGGGAGGGAGGGGGCUGAGAGCGAGACCCCACCCAGGCUGUGAGCGAGGGAGGGGGAGGAGGCCUCCCAGCAACACACAGGCCUGAGGGUGACAGGGCGGGGCUCCCGGGGGACCCAGGCCACCCGUCCAGGCACCUGCCAGCCCUCGGCUCCGCUGGGCGAGGACUUGGGGGCUGCCGGGGGCUCGGGGGCUGGCUGCUCUUUGGGGGAACCCACACAGGGGUGCCAGCCGAGGGCCCUCCAGCAGCAGCCAACCCCGAGAUGGAGCCCAGGGCCCCCGAGACCCCCGUGGAUGGGGACCCAGAGGAGGACACGGCCACGGCCCUCCAGCGGCUGGUGGAGCUCACGGCCGCCAGGGUGACCCCACUGAGGAGCCUGCGCGUCCAGUACCGCCUCAUCCGAAAGCUGGGCUCCGGCUCCUACGGUCGCGUGCUCCUUGCCCGGCCUCGCUCAGGGGGUCCAGCAGUGGCGCUGAAGCUGCUCCGACGGGACACAGUCCUGAGAACCACAUUCCUAAGGGAGUUCUGCGUGGGCCGCUGCGUCUCCUCGCACCCAGGCCUGCUGCAGACCCUGGCGGGGCCCCUGCAGACCCCUCAGCACUUCGCCUUCACCCAGGAGUACGCGCCCUGUGGGGACCUCAGUGGGAUGCUCCAGGAACAGAUGCCCGGCAAACAGCCCAAGGAGCCAGAGGCGGCCGAGGCUGCAGGCGACGGGGCUGACGAGGGCCUAGGGGGCCUCACCGUGGAGGAGCUCCGGCAGGGCCAGGAGGCGGCGCUGGCCCUGGAGGACAUGAUGGCGCUCAGCACCCAGACCCUGGUCCACGCCGAGGUGGACGAGCUCUACCAGGAAGUGCGUGCCCUGGGCAAGGGCCGCUUCGGCCGGGUCCUGCUGGUCACCCACCGUGAGAAAGGCACGUCGCUGGCCCUGAAGCAGCUCCCCAAGUCCUCCACCUCCCUCCGGGGCUUCCUGUAUGAGUUCUGCGUGGGCCUCGCGCUGGGCGCACACCCGGCCAUCGUGGCCGCCUACGGCAUCGGCAUCGAGUCUGCCGAUUCCUACAGCUUCCUGAGCGAGCCCGUGCUGCACGGGGACCUCAUCGCCUUCAUCCAGCCCAAGGUGGGCCUCCCGCAGCCCGCGGUCCAGCGCUGCGCAGCCCAGCUGGCCUCGGCCCUGGAGCACAUCCACGCCCACGGCCUCGUGUACCGGGACCUGAAGCCCGAGAAUGUGCUGGUGUGCGACCCCGACUGCCGGCGCGUCAAGCUCACCGACUUCGGCCACACGCGGCCGCGGGGCACCCUGCUGCGCCUGGCCGGGCCGCCCAUCCCCUACACGGCCCCCGAGCUCUGCGCACCCCCACCCCUCCCUGAGGGCCUCCCCAUCCAGCCGGCCCUGGACGCCUGGGCGCUGGGCGUGCUGCUCUUCUGCCUCCUCACCGGCUACUUCCCCUGGGACCAGCCCCUGGAGGAGGCCGACCCCUUCUACGAGGACUUCUUGGUCUGGCAGGCCUCGGGCCAACCCCAGGACCGGCCUCAGCCCUGGUUCGGCCUGGCGCCUGCCGCAGACACCCUCCUGUGGGGGCUGCUGGACCCCCGGCCCCGAGAAAGGAGUUCCGUGAGCGCAGUGAGGGGCUACCUGGGGCGACCCUGGAGGCAGCGGGAGGGGGAGGAGGAGGAGGUGGAAGAGGUGGGAGUGGGGGAAGGCGAGGGCGGGGAGUGACGGCUGGGGGGGACUUG
Messenger RNA from Lepus europaeus (European hare), 1880 nucleotides. RefSeq names its product SH3 domain binding kinase family member 2 (gene SBK2). Bases 412 to 1863 code for a protein of 483 amino acids. Gene Ontology annotation, molecular function: ATP binding; protein serine/threonine kinase activity. The record is from RefSeq and is a predicted model, not a curated record. The transcript is spliced from 6 exons. Gene Ontology annotation, biological process: peptidyl-threonine phosphorylation; peptidyl-serine phosphorylation. Lineage: Eukaryota; Metazoa; Chordata; Mammalia; Lagomorpha; Leporidae.